AUGCCUCUCUUGACCUCCUCCUCUUUCUCCUCAGCACCUCCUCCCCCCCCUCACCAUGAGCUACACCUCCUCCCCCCCCCUCACCAUGAGCUAGUCCUUCCUCACAUGCCUCUCUUGACCUCCUCCUCUCUCUCCUCAGCACCUCCUCCCCCCCCUCACCAUGAGCUAGUCCUUCCUCACAUGCCUCUCUUGACCACCUCCCUCUCUCUCCUCAGCACCUCCUUCUCCCUCACCAUGAGCCGGUCCUUCCUCACAUGCCUCUCUUGA
This is a messenger RNA of Knipowitschia caucasica, 267 nucleotides long. Lineage: Eukaryota; Metazoa; Chordata; Actinopteri; Gobiiformes; Gobiidae. The record is from the annotation of a GenBank genome assembly.